AACAAGCCUAGAUAAGAAAAAUGAAGAGAAGAGAAAGUAAGGGUUUCCAAAAAUUACAAAGCUGCAUCUCAUUUAUCUUGACCAUAUCAUGCAGGGGAAUUCACUUGGAAAAAUAAUUAAUUAGCAGUAGAGGGAAACCAGGCUGCCACAACGGCUGGAGGCUCUCAAAGCUGAUACCAGCCAGAGCAUGGAACGACUCAAAGAAACAGGUCAGAAGAUGUGGAGAGACCAGGAACGUUCGCCUUCCGUAUUGAAGCUGCGGGGGAGAGUUGCUAGUCAGAAACGGUUUUAAGAUUUUUAUACCUGGAAGGAGGUAAUUCCUGAUGCUAACAUGGCCGACGAGGAAGAAGACCCGCCUUUUGAAGAAGAUACUGAAGACACUGGAGGAGGGUCAGAUGGUGGACAGGGAAAAAGGAAACGGUUGUUCUCCAAAGAAUUGAGGUGUAUGAUGUAUGGAUUUGGAGAUGAUCAGAAUCCUUACACAGAGUCUGUGGAUAUUCUUGAAGAUCUAGUCAUAGAAUUCAUCACAGAAAUGACCCACAAAGCAAUGUUGAUUGGACGACAAGGUCGAGUACAGGUUGAAGAUAUUGUCUUCUUGAUUCGUAAAGACCCACGAAAAUUUGCUCGUGUGAAGGACUUGUUAACAAUGAAUGAAGAAUUAAAACGGGCUCGAAAAGCAUUCGAUGAAGCAAACUAUGGCUCUUGAGGCAUUUUUUGAGCUCAUCUCAUUUUUUGAUUCACUCUUUGAGUCAUCUCAUUUUUUGAUUUUUCUUUUCUAUAAAAGGAAGCUCUGGGAAAAAACAAUUCAGAACACUGCUGCACGUUGAAAUAGAUUUAAUUGUGGACUGUUUUCACAGAUUCUUUGUAUUGUGCUGUUUGCCUUUAAAACGAUUCAUUCUUGGUCA
Thamnophis sirtalis is the source of this 905-nucleotide messenger RNA. Lineage: Eukaryota; Metazoa; Chordata; Lepidosauria; Squamata; Natricidae. The record is from RefSeq and is a predicted model, not a curated record.